This is a messenger RNA of Anopheles funestus (African malaria mosquito), 1079 nucleotides long. Its product is annotated as 6-phosphogluconolactonase. NCBI's taxonomy places the organism in Eukaryota, Metazoa, Arthropoda, Insecta, Diptera, Culicidae. The transcript is spliced from 3 exons. Bases 125 to 874 code for a protein of 249 amino acids. Gene Ontology annotation, molecular function: 6-phosphogluconolactonase activity. Gene Ontology annotation, biological process: pentose-phosphate shunt; carbohydrate metabolic process. The record is from RefSeq and is a predicted model, not a curated record.
AGUCGAACGUCAGUUCAGCAUUUGCGUCAUGUUUAUUUGUGUUCUUCGUGGCGAAUAGGAACGCGAUAUAUUCGUUAGAUUUUGCAUUAAUUAAACCUUAAUUUAAGUAUCAUUUCAUCCGAAAAUGACACUCAAACGAGCCUUCUAUCGAACCGGUGACGCUAUUUGUGAUGAAAUUCUUGGACUGCUUGAAAAAUUCGCCAACGAAACACUCGCUAAGCAGGAUAAGUUCCGUCUAGGUGUAUCGGGUGGCUCAUUGGCGGACAUUCUAUGUGAGGGUAUGUCAGAUCUGCGGUCCGAUUUCAGCAAAUGGCAGAUAUUCUUCUGUGACGAGCGAGUUGUCCCGGUGGCAGAUAAGGAAUCAACGUUCGGCAUUUUUAAGCGAGAUCUGCUUGCGAACUGUGAUAACAUUCCGGAAAAUGUAUUCUUCCCGGUGAAUACUUCGCUGGACGUAAAUGAAGCUGCAGUAGAUUACGAACGUACGAUACGUAAAACGUUUGGGUUGGAUAAACCCGAAGAUGUACCCUCGUUUGAUCUACUGAUAUUGGGUAUUGGGCCCGAUGGGCAUACGGCAUCACUGUUUCCUGGCCAUCCACUGCUCGAGGAGAAGAAGAAAUUGAUCGCCCCGAUCGAAAAUUCUCCGAAACCACCACCAAAACGUGUCACCAUGACGUUGCCGUUGAUUAACAAUGCCAAGGUGUGCCUGUUUGGUGCACAGGGCGGUGGAAAAGCGGAAAUGCUGAAGCGUAUAGUAGCAGACAGGGACACUACAUUGCCGGCCACGCUGGUCGAUCCUCCCAAGGGUGAACUCAUCUUUGUUGCCUGCGAUGCAGCUGCCGCCCUUAUAGAAGGAGACCCAUUUCCACGAUCGUAAAACCAUUCCGCACUAGAUUCCUUCUUUCCCGGUGCCUUAAAAGUGUAUCAAACUGUGCAGCUGCUUAUGCGUGACUAAACCCAACAUUUAACCAUGGCAUUUUACAACACCUGACGGCGGUCGUCGGUGUGCCCGAUCGGUGGCGGAUUGGCUUUUAUUUUAUUCUAUCUUGUGUGUACAAUAAAUUACAACCAAUACUAAAGAA